AUGAGUUCCAAAAUUAAUGAAAGUGAUUCUGCUGAAUUGAGGAAAAGACAAGCUCAAUUCACAAAAGAAUUGCACGGUGAUGACAUUGGUAGCAAGACUGGUAUUUCUGCUUUAAUAUCAAAGAACAGAUCUGCUCAAAAGGAAGCCGUUGCUAAAUAUUUGAAACAUUGGGAUGGUAGAACAGACGAAACCUCUGAAGAAAAACGUUUGGAAGAUUACAAUGAAUCAACUCAUUCUUAUUACAACGUCGUAACUGAUUUCUAUGAAUACGGUUGGGGUUCUUCUUUCCAUUUCUCUAGAUUUUACAAAGGUGAAACUUUUGCUUCUGCUGUUGCAAGACACGAACAUUAUUUAGCUUACAUGGCUGGUAUUGAAAAAGGUGAUCUUGUAUUGGAUGUAGGUUGUGGUGUCGGUGGUCCAGCAAGAGAAAUUGCAAGAUUCACCGGUUGUAACGUCAUUGGUUUAAAUAAUAAUGAUUACCAAAUCGCCAAGGCAAACUAUUAUUCAAAGAAAUAUAACUUACAAGAUCAAUUGGAUUUUGUUAAAGGUGAUUUUAUGAAUAUGGAUUUUGAACCAAACACUUUUGAUAAAGUUUAUGCUAUCGAAGCUACUUGCCAUGCUCCAAAAUUGGAAGGUGUCUAUGGUGAAAUUUUUAAAGUUUUGAAACCAGGUGGUGUUUUCGCCGUUUACGAAUGGGUCAUGACUGAUAAAUAUGAUGCAUCUAACCCAGAACAUAGAAAAAUUGCUUAUGAAAUUGAAUUAGGUGACGGUAUCCCAAAGAUGUUUGAAUGUCAAGUAGCAAGAGAUGCUUUGAAAAACGUCGGUUUUGAUAUCAUUGUCGAUGAAGAUUUGGCUGAUCAGGAUGAUGAAGUUCCUUGGUAUUACCCAUUGACUGGUGACUGGAGAUACGUCCAAACUCUAUCUGAUAUUGGUACUUUCUUCAGAACUUCUCACAUUGGUAGAAAAUUCACUAAUAUAAUGGUUUCUACCAUGGAAAGAAUCGGUUUAGCUCCAGAAGGUUCUUCUAAAGUCGUUACCGCCUUGGAAGAAGCUGCUGUUGGUUUAGUUGCUGGUGGUGAAUCUAAGUUAUUCACUCCAAUGAUGUUAUUCGUUGCAAGAAAGCCAUUAGUCGAAGAACCAAAGUCUUCCAAGAAAUAA
Vanderwaltozyma polyspora DSM 70294 is the source of this 1158-nucleotide messenger RNA. RefSeq names its product sterol 24-C-methyltransferase (gene ERG6). Gene Ontology annotation, cellular component: endoplasmic reticulum. The record is from RefSeq and is a predicted model, not a curated record. Gene Ontology annotation, biological process: ergosterol biosynthetic process. The transcript has a single exon. Bases 1 to 1158 code for a protein of 385 amino acids. Gene Ontology annotation, molecular function: sterol 24-C-methyltransferase activity. NCBI's taxonomy places the organism in Eukaryota, Fungi, Ascomycota, Saccharomycetes, Saccharomycetales, Saccharomycetaceae.